Parnassius apollo (apollo) is the source of this 651-nucleotide messenger RNA. The record is from the annotation of a GenBank genome assembly. NCBI's taxonomy places the organism in Eukaryota, Metazoa, Arthropoda, Insecta, Lepidoptera, Papilionidae.
AUGUGGUUUAUGACAAGCAACAAUAAUGGGGUAACCUCAGACAGCAGUGAGAAAACAGCCAAGUUUCAGUCCGAAAUAAUCGUGUACAAAACCGAAACUAAACCAUUAAGAAAGACGAAGAACAUUCCAUUGUUUCUGAAAGGCGCGUGUAGUGUUUUACAAAUAUUCACGGAAAGGCCCGAAAUAAAACGUACCAAACCUAAAGAAGAAAAAAUGGAAACUGAUAACAAUACUAUCACAGUAAUAGGAAUUACAACAUUUCUUAUCAUUUUAACUUUAAACGCUUUACUUGAUGUGCUCAAAGUGAAAGAAGAAGAAAGAGCGAGAAGAAAACUCAAUCCUGACGGAGAGAGGAGACAUUCUUUGGCAGAGUUUGCCAAUAAGAAGAUGUUAAGGAGGGAAUCCAGCAAAUUUAGCCUCCAACUAUUUCAAAUAGCAGAAACUGUACCCACGGACAUAAAAGAAGAUAAAAACAGCCGUCGCGAAAGUAGGCCAUACAGGAGAGGUGAAUCAAUCAACUCAUACUUGAACGAUAAAAAGACCCAAGGAGAAUGCUCAGCGCCGGCAUCCCUCAGUGAUUCGCCAGUUGCUGAAUCUAAGCUCGUCAAAAGACAAUCAGUUGCAAAGCUUUUUGGUCUUUCCGAUGGUUGA